Messenger RNA from Pangasianodon hypophthalmus (striped catfish), 3323 nucleotides. Its product is annotated as rho GTPase-activating protein 8. NCBI's taxonomy places the organism in Eukaryota, Metazoa, Chordata, Actinopteri, Siluriformes, Pangasiidae. Gene Ontology annotation, molecular function: GTPase activator activity. The record is from RefSeq and is a predicted model, not a curated record. Gene Ontology annotation, cellular component: cytoplasm. Gene Ontology annotation, biological process: negative regulation of endocytic recycling; small GTPase-mediated signal transduction. Bases 813 to 2078 code for a protein of 421 amino acids. The transcript has 14 exons.
AUGUGUAAACAGGAGAGGGUGAUUUCCACAACACACCCACUUCACUUCCGGUUGUAAAACAAUCCAUGUUUGUGUUGUGUAGAGCUGUUUAUUACAGUAGCUAGCGUUUCUACUCUCACUGUGCAACAGUGUACACCUGGCAACUCCAGUGCUACUACUGAAACCACAUACUCCCUCUGCUGGCGCACUAUUUUCACACCCUUUGUAGUGGAUUAGAAGGCGGUUUGGAUUUGCGCCCUAACUUCUCUUCACCACUUUUGAGGAAUGUUUGGAGGAAAUCUGUGAAAGAACUCGCGAGAGCAACAGCGCAUGCGCAGUGCUAAGCGGCUCUCAUAGGAAGUCGUGUUUCUGAGCACCUGAUUCCACACUGACGGUGUGCCCCGUUAGAUUGACUGUUUAAAAACUAAAUAGCUCUGAAUGUCUACUCAUGGUCUGAUCCCUGGGUUUCACCUGUGAAGACUGCAUAUGUUGUUAAAGAGAGAGCUAUCUAUACCAGAGAGCUAUCUAUGAAAGAAAAGCAAGCCAUUUUGAAGCUGAGAAAAGAGGGGAAAUUGAUCAGAGCCAUUGCACAAGCAUUGGGCACAGCCAGUACAACAAUUUGGAAAGUCCUGAAAAAGAAAGAAACCACAGGUGUAAUAACAACCAGACAUCGAACAGAUCAGCCAAGGAAAACAACAGAGGUUGAUGACAGACACAUUGUGAGAGCUGUGAUGAAAAACCCAAAAACAACAGUCAGUGAUGUCACCAACAACCUCCACAGGGCAGAGGUGAAGAAUGUAACUGAGCUUAGCUGAAAUCACUCGGUCUUUACAAUGAUCUCAGCAAAUGACCUGGAACAGCUGGCCGAGAUAGAGCUACAGAAGGAAGAGGAGAAUCAGGGGCAAUUGUGCCCUUUAGCGCCGCCCAGUGGCAAUGCUUGUCAAGACAUAUCACAUCCCUAUUAUGAUGUAGCGAGGCACGGCAUCCUCCAAGUUACAGGUGAUGAUAAUUAUGGCAGAAAGCUGAUUAUUUUUAGCAGUUGCUGUAUGCCCCCAUCACAUCAGCUCAAUCACCAUCGUCUACUGGAGUAUAUGAAGUAUACACUGGACCAGUAUGUUGAGAGUGACUACACAGUAGUUUACUUUCACUACGGCUUACGCAGCAUCAACAAACCCUCCCUGAGCUGGCUCCGAAACGCCUACCGGGAAUUCGACAGAAAGUAUAAGAAGAAUCUUAAAGCCCUCUAUGUUGUCCACCCCACAAAUUUUAUCCGGAUUCUUUGGAACGUAUUCAAACCUCUUAUAAGCCACAAGUUUGGUAAGAAGCUAACCUAUGUGAACUAUCUGGCAGAGCUAAGAGAACAUGUCAACUAUGAGCAGCUCAUCAUCCCACAUGCUGUAUUAAGGCAUGAUGAAGAGCUCUGUGCUGCUCUGAAAGGAGGACCAGCUCUUCCAGCGAAGACUCCGCCCCCUAGACCUCCUCUGCCCACACAGCAGUUUGGCGUGAGCUUACAUUACAUUCGAGAGAAAAACAAUGGUGUAUUGAUUCCUCCUGUGAUGUUUCAAACUGUGUCCUACCUCAAACAGAAAGGGCUGAAAACAGAAGGGAUCUUCCGAAGGUCUGUCAGAGUGCAGCUCAUCAAGGACAUCCAGAAACUCUAUAACCAGGGCAAGCCGGUUAGCUUUGAGCAGUACUCUGAUGUUCAUGUUCCUGCUGUGAUCUUGAAGACGUUUCUCCGGGAGCUGCCAGAGCCUCUGCUCACUUUCACAUUAUAUAACCAGAUACAAGAUCUUACCAAGGUGGAGAGCAGCUUGCGGGUUUCAAGGUGCAAGAGCAUUGUGGAGUCGCUUCCAGAGUACAACUUCAUCGUGGUCAAGUACCUCAUCUGUUUCCUGCAUAUGGUGUCUCAGGAGAGCAUCUUUAAUAAGAUGAGCUCCUCUAACCUGGCGUGCGUGUUUGGGGUGAACCUGGUGUGGCCUCGUCAUGGCGGUGUGUCUCUGAGCGCCAUCACACCGCUCAACAUAUUCACAGAGCUACUCAUCGAGCACUACAAUGCCAUCUUUAGCUCCCACUGCCCUCCACAGCAGGUACUGCCCUGACUGCUCCACACACUCCCACUACAGCUCACAGCAGGAAGCCUAACACCUGGCCUUGUUAUUAUUGCCUGUGCCACUGAUAUGAUGUAUCGACUCUCAGUGACCUGUGGAGUCACGGGGGAAAAAAUUUACUCUAUAAGCUUAUUGUACUGCAGACCAAAACACUAAGACUGCACAUAGUGUGUACUACUUUAACACUACAACACAGAGAAUGUCUUUUGUUAUGCUGAAUAUAUUUACUUAUGAGUGUCUCAUAAGUCAAGUCAAACACACUGAGCACCGUUACCACCAAUCUCUUUGGAUUUAUUAUAAACGAACGAUAAGAUACAGGGCUAGCAAACAUUACAUUAAUGCCAUAUACAUUAAUAUCUCUAUGCAUAUUGCUUCUAAAUAGCAUUAAUCAUACAGUUCCUCACUCAAGUACUGAUAUGUGGCUUAAAAUGUUUCUUUUAACGCGCACACACACACACACACACACACACACACACACACACACAUCUUUAGCCAUGAACACAGACGCACCCACGUUGACUGUGUAAACACACAAAUCAAAGCAAAUUUCCCUAAAUUACAACUGCACUCAAGAUUGCCAUGGCAACCGUUCGCUGGAGGCAGCAGAGAUCAUCUUGAAGGCGUGAAUUGUAACAGCAUUGAGCUGUUAUGAAAUAACAAUAUUCCAUUUUUAUGCUUCACUGGUCUUUUUUUAUUAAAUUUUACAUUCCACUAAUGAGAUAUGUAGACCAUGUGUGUGACCUGAUGCUGGAUAAUCAGUGUAGGAUAGCUGGCUGCUCAGUACUGAUCUAUAUUUUUCUCAUCCUUCAAUAUUUAGUUCAUUUGACUAACACCCUCUGCUCAUCUAGCACACACAUUCAGGGUAAAAGUGCAAUCGUGUGUCUGUACUGAGGUCAAAGACUCUUUAAACCCCUCCUGGAGCCACACAGACUGUUAUUAUCGGUUAUCAGCCAGAAUUUGAUGCUUGAUAAGAAAAAAUGAAGGUUAUAGGUUAUAAAAGAUUAUUUUCUUGUAGGAUUUGUUACAAGGCUUAGUGCAAUUAGCAAUGGAAUUGCUAAUGUAAUUAAAAUGUAGCUUAUUUGUAUAUAUUUGUGUCUGGUUUUAUCUCAAAUUAAUAUACCUGUACUAUACUCUGACAUUGUGGAUUCAUUCCUGAUACUAAUGUGUUAAGCUAUUUUAACAAAAAAAGUCAACAAAAUGAGGAAAAGUUAAUAAAGUUUCUCACAACAAUCCUCA